GAAAUCCCACAAUACCAGGCGGGGGAGCCCCUUUCACACCACACCAAAAGCAUCAUCGCUUUGCCUCAUUGAAAGGAAAGGGAGGAGAGAAAUGCAGAGGGGUGUAAGAUGGCAGAGCUACAAAUGUUGCUAGAGGAAGAAAUUCCGGCCGGUAAACGAGCGCUUGUGGAAAGCUACCAAAAUCUAUCGAGGGUUGCAGAAUACUGUGAAAACAAUUAUGUACAGGCCCAGGACAAGAGGAAAGCUCUGGAGGAGACCAAAGCCUACACCACCCAGUCCCUGGCCAGCGUGGCCUACCAGAUCAAUGCCUUAGCCAACAACGUGCUGCAGCUGCUAGACAUCCAGGCCUCACAGCUGCGCCGAAUGGAGUCCUCCAUCAACCACAUCUCUCAGACGGUGGACAUACACAAGGAGAAGGUGGCGAGGCGAGAGAUUGGCAUCCUGACCACCAAUAAGAACACGUCGCGCACGCACAAGAUCAUUGCCCCCGGCAACAUGGAGCGGCCGGUCCGGUACAUCAGGAAGCCCAUUGACUACACGCUGCUGGACGACGUGGGCCACGGUGUCAAAUGGCUUAAAGCCAAGCAACAAGGGAUCAACCAACCAACGAGGGGAGGAGGAGGAGGGACAUUAUCCAGGACCAAUCCACCCACACAGAAACCCCCGAGCCCGCCCAUGGCUGGUCGUGGAACUCUUGGGCGAAACACCUCCUAUAAGACCCUGGAGCCAGUCAAGCCGCCAACCGUCCCCAACGACUAUAUGACCAGCCCUGCUCGACUAGGCAGUCAGCACAGCCCUGCACGCACGGCCUCCCUCAACCAGAGACCCAGAACACACAGUGGCAGCAGUGGGGGUAGCGGGGGGCGAGAGAACAGCGGUGGCAGCAGCAUUAGUGUUCCUCUGGCCGUGCCCACGCCCUCCCCUCCCAGCCUGGGACCAGCAGCGGCCCACCAAGGCCCAGGCCUGGGUCCCAUCCCUAUGGCCCAGUUUGGCACCAUCUCACGACAGGUCUCCCGCCACAACUCAACCACUUCCUCAGCCUCCAUGGUGUCGGCCACGGGUACCUACCGCCGGGCGCCCUCCGGCAGCUCCCAUUUCUCCAUGUCCCAGCAGCCCCACCUCAACGGGGGCCCUGCCUACUCCCAGAACUCAGUGUCUGUAGCUCCUCCUCCUCCUAUGGUCCAGCUGACUCCUCAGAUCCCUCUGACCGGCUUUGUGGCCAGAGUGCAGGAGACCAUUACAGACGACCCGGCCCCUCCUCCACCGCCCCCUCCCGAGGACGUGGUCAUGUUUGACGAGCCCUCGCCCCCUCCCCCGCCCCCUCCCGUGGACUACCAGGGGGAUGAGGAGGCGGCCGUAGUGCACUACAAUGACCCCUACUCUGACCGAGACCCCCACUGGGCCCCCAAGGCCUACGCAGAGAAGGUGGUGGCCAUUUAUGACUACUCCAAGGAUAAGGAGGACGAGCUGUCCUUCAUGGAGGGCUCCAUCAUCUACAUCAUCAAGAAGAACGACGAUGGCUGGUACGAGGGCGUAUGCAACGGCGUCACCGGCCUCUUCCCCGGCAACUACGUAGAGUCCAUCAUGCACUACACAGACUAAGGGCGGCCAUUUUGAAUGAGAAAAAAAACGCCAAGAUGUUACCAAAAAAAACAACCAUUUUGAAUCAAAUGCUGUGUUUAGUAUUUGAAACGAUAAGGUAGGUUUUAGUAAGAUGUUGGUUUUUUUUGGGGGGGGGGGCCCGCCACAACUCUUAUCCACACAGCAAAAUAUACAUUUUACUUUCACAGAAAUACAUAGAAAAAAAUUAUAAAACAAACAUAAAGAAGUGCAUUAGGACAUGACCGAAUGUUUGUUUUUGUCCAAGUCGCAGAUGUUAAAAAGAAGCAAAAUAGUCUAUUUACUAUGCUACAUGUUGAAGGGAGGGGUGGGGAGCUGGGCCAUGGGACAGGGAACAGGGGAAGGCAAAAAGAUAUGAAUGUGAUUUUUCUUAUUUCUGAUGAUAUUUUGUUUUUGUUAUAUAACUUGUAUAUACUGUAAUGUGUGAAGCUGACAGUUGGUUUGUCAGUAGUGUGUUUUACCUGUGAGUUUUCAUCUGCGUCUUUUGAGUGGUCAACAGCAAGCCAAGUUGUGCCAGAUACAGAUGGUUUAACUCAAUCAUAUUCUGUCGUUGUGUUUCGGGUAUUAUUUUAUUUUUCUCUUUUAGUGGCAUUUCUACCCUAGGCUCGGCCAAUUGUCACUUGUGAUAAGAAUGUUUUUUUUUGUAUGUGGAAAAUCAAUUGUAUCUGACUUAUUUUUUUUAUGCUGUCAGGCUACUGUAGAAAAUGGUUCCUGAAAUGUGCUCGCUUCAAAUGGCAAAGAAACAAAUUAUUGUACUUUUGUUCCAUCAUGGUUCCAUUGUGUUGGAAUAUCUGCUUAGUUCCCCAUUUGCUUUUUAUACUACUUCAAUUUAUAUGGUUUUGAUUGGGACACCCGGGUUGCGUUCAGGCUAUCCAACCGUUGCGUUAUCGUUUUUAGUUAUAUCAUUCUGGGUUUGUCAGUGGGGUCUGGAUAGGUGCUUAUCUUUGGUGCUUGAUAACAAUUAUCACCUUCCAUUAUCAACACAACCUCAAAACAAGGACGCAAGGCUGUCAAAGAACGGUAUAGGCUGCUAGCCUACCUUAUUGAGCAGUACAGGGUGAUUUGUAACAAUGCUAAAUGUUCUAUCUUGAACGUACCCUUGCUCUAUCCUUUCUAUCACAGUGGAUGUAGACAAUUUAGCAGUGCAUUGUUAUCUCAAAUGUACUAAAACGAUGGGUUACGGCGAUGACCAUGGGUUACGGUGAUAACCAUGGGUUACGGCGAUGGCCAUAGGUUACGGCGAUGACCAUGGGUUACGGUGAUGACCAUAGGUUACGGUGAUGACCAUAGGUUACGGCGAUGGCCAUAGGUUACGGCGAUGGCCAUAGGUUACGGCGAUGGCCAUAGGUUACGGCGAUGGCCAUGGGUUACGGUGAUGACCAUAUGUUACGGCGAUGGCCAUAGGUUACGGUGAUGACCAUGGGUUACGGCGAUGGCCAUAGGUUACGGCGAUGGCCAUGGGUUACGGCAAUGGCCAUAGGUUACGGCGAUGGCCAUAGGUUACGGCGAUGACCAUAGGUUACGGUGAUGGCCAUAGGUUACGGCGAUGACCAUAGGUUACGUCGAUGACCAUGGGUUACGGCGAUGACCAUGGGUUACGGCGAUGACCAUGGGUUACGGCGAUGACCAUGGGUUACGGCGAUGACCAUGGGUUACGUCGAUGACCAUGGGUUACGGCGAUGGCCAUAGGUUACGGCGAUGACCAUGGGUUACGGCGAUGACCAUGGGUUACGGCGAUGACCAUGGGUUACGUCGAUGACCAUAGGUUACGGUUAUGACACCAUGAAGUAGACAUGCCGCACAGACAAAGGUAUGUUAAAGCUUGCCACGUGCAGACCAUUUAAUGUCAACAUAAUCAACAUGAACAUUAUUCAACCUCAAUGUAUGCAUGACUACAUGAAUACAUCAACAAAAAACAUUUUUUUAUUGUGAAUAAUAAUUUGCCACAACAUCCAGUUAUUGAUUGUACUUUUAACUUUUCCAUCAGAGGUCAAUUUUGUGAGAAACAACUUUUUUUUCUACCUAAGCAUUUCCAGCACUGCAGUUUUGAAAGAGUUUGUCUGAGACUGCCGGUCAUGGUUUGGUAGCAGUUUGGAUUUAGAUUUAUUUAUAUUUUCCUAGAAAGAUAUUAUUAGACAACCACUAUGUUUACCACUAAAACGUGAAACAUUUCGGGGCUCCACAAUGCGCCUUGAUUUGAAGUCUGUUUUAUUAGAUGAAAUGUGGGAAAAGUGUUUAUCUGUAACUUAACUGUUCAUGGGAACAGAAUGUGAUAUUUCUCGUCUCGUCUCUUGGGGCUCUAUCCAAUCUGGAAAGCUGAAGCGUUACAGAUGCCGUAAUAGAAAUUGAAAGGGAAUCUCUGAUUGAGCCGAUAAUAUGCAGUGUUUUGCUGUGAAUGCCGUCUCCGAUUGAGACGAUAUAUGCAGUGUUUAUCGUGAAUGGCGUCUUCGCUAAAGUGGGAACAUUGCCUUCUUGCUGUAAAGCUGAACUUCCGAUGUGGAUCGAAUAGAGCCCCUGGUUUGUAUAUAUAAUGUGUUCAUUUACAUUCAUGUACAGUCUUUUUUGUAAUAAACAGCUCACCGAAACAA
Molecule: messenger RNA, 4208 nt
Organism: Salvelinus fontinalis (brook trout)
Lineage: Eukaryota; Metazoa; Chordata; Actinopteri; Salmoniformes; Salmonidae
Product: abl interactor 1-like
Exons: 11
Coding region: 109-1602 (497 amino acids)
Cellular component (GO): lamellipodium; intracellular anatomical structure
Molecular function (GO): SH3 domain binding
Source: RefSeq, a predicted model, not a curated record